Molecule: messenger RNA, 1624 nt
Organism: Lasiosphaeria miniovina
Lineage: Eukaryota; Fungi; Ascomycota; Sordariomycetes; Sordariales; Lasiosphaeriaceae
Exons: 3
Coding region: 448-1134 (228 amino acids)
Biological process (GO): proton motive force-driven ATP synthesis
Molecular function (GO): proton-transporting ATP synthase activity, rotational mechanism
Source: RefSeq, a predicted model, not a curated record
ACAAUACAUCAAUGAUUGGGCAUCCAGCGUGAUCUUUGAGUACUACCGUAGUAAACGUGACAUUGUAAAAAUGCCUCCUUGUCGUGUCUUGGUUAGAGAUGUUGGCCGCUGAACGGAGCUAACCCUUGCGGGUCCUAGUGUUCUGUAACAUUCACUGGCCAGCCAUAACAAGAGAGCAUACAUUACAUACUGUUUGUCGACAUCCCGAGUACAAUACAAUACUACCUAGACACCUUUGGUAUGUUUGAUGUUGGCCCAAAAGUGGGCACUAAACCUGGCGGUGAUUAAUUCCAUUCCAUGCCUGGUUCGAUCUUGCCGUGGGGUGGAGUCACGUGAUUAAAGCUCGCGCCUGGGGCCCAGGACUUUGCAGCUUCACUUUGCCGAACAAGCGAACGAACGACAGCGAAUCCCUCGUCAUCCCCUCGAUCACCGCCACCCAACAACACAAUGGCCGCACCACGAAGCGCAGCUCUCAAGCUCGACUGGGCGAAAGUCACGACGUCGCUCGGCCUGCGCGGCCAGACGGUCGCGGGGCUUCAGGCCUUCAAGAAGCGCAAUGACGACGCCCGCCGCAAGCUGCAGGUGCUGUCGGAGCAGCCGACCCAGGUCGACUUUUCGCACUACCGCAGCGUCCUGAAGAACCGCGCCGUCGUAGACGAGAUCGAGAAGCGCUUCACCGCCUUCAAGCCUGCCUCGUACGACGUCAGCCGCCAGCUCAAGGCCAUUGAGGCCUUCGAGGUCGAGGCCGUCAAGAACGCAGAGGCCACCAAGCACAAGGUCGACCUGGAGCUCAAGGACCUCGAAAAGACGCUCACCAACAUCGAGACCGCGCGGCCGUUUGAAGACCUCACCGUGGACGAAGUUGCGGCCGCCGAGCCGUCCAUCGACGAGAAGACAUCCCAGCUUGUCUCCAAGGGCCGCUGGUCAGUUCCGGGAUACAAGGUGCGUUCUGCUCGCUCUGCGUCAAAUCUCCGUUUUCAACUCGGGCUUCACGAGUCAAGAAGGGUGAGAUAUAUACCAUCCUUGGACCAAUUACUAAUAACGACAACAGGAGAAAUUCGGCGACCUUUCCGUACUCUAGACGGACGUCUCGGGUUCCGACUUUCUUUUUAUUUGUGUACUCUAGCAUUGUAGAUAGCAGAAAUGCCGCGUCGGCGAGGAGGGGGUGGCAGGUGAAUUGCAUCCUGAUUGAUAUCCAAACCGCGUGCCUGCCUGUGCCUUGUGUGUCUGCACCUGGAUAGUGCCCUUUUAACCCAGUUGUUGGUCCCGGCUUGCUGCCGGCUCUGGUCCGUUUCGGCGUUGCAACUGCCCUCUGUUCUCUCGGCCAAGAUAAGUAUGGCGACAACUUGUCUUGUUAACACUAUUUUAUGAGCGCUCUGAGGAUAUGCAUGGCAGUUUACGUGAGGCUGUACAGCACAUGUUCUACGUUCAACUUCCUCUAGGAUAUUGGGCCCCGGGCCUUACACGUGGUAUAGCUGUAGACGGAAAGCGCAUAUCUGGCGUCGGCCGCCGGCUUGUCAAAGACUCAAAUCAUUCGUCCGCUCUACGCUCUCUGUAGCUAUUUGUGCAUUGUCGAUGCCCUCUUAUCUCGAGGAUUGCCAGCAGCCUCCAUACCCGUUCUCGC